Molecule: messenger RNA, 807 nt
Organism: Pestalotiopsis fici W106-1
Lineage: Eukaryota; Fungi; Ascomycota; Sordariomycetes; Amphisphaeriales; Sporocadaceae
Exons: 2
Coding region: 1-807 (268 amino acids)
Biological process (GO): peptidyl-proline hydroxylation to 4-hydroxy-L-proline
Cellular component (GO): endoplasmic reticulum
Molecular function (GO): L-ascorbic acid binding; iron ion binding; procollagen-proline 4-dioxygenase activity
Source: RefSeq, a predicted model, not a curated record
AUGGUCCGGUCAAGAUACCUUGUUCUUUGCGCCCUCGCAGCGAUCCUCCCUGCCUCGGCACAUAGUCACGAUGAAGACCCGGCACAGAAGCCUUUGGCGUUGAGUGCGAAUUGUCGUCAUCCUGCGUAUAAGAGUCACAUCUUGUCGAAAUCACCCUUGGUCAUCUACCUGACGGAUUUCUUGACCGCCGAGGAACGACAACAUCUCACAGAAAUCACUAAAGAUACAUUCAGCCACUCGGCCGUAGCCGACGGGACGGGCGCCGAGGGCCAGCGCGAGACGCGCACAUCGCAGUCGACCAAUGUCGAGCGCGACGACGUGGUGCGCUGCAUCGAGGAGCGGGCGCUGCUGUUCCAGGGUUUUGACGUGCCGCGGUCGCACCUUGAGCCCGUCCAGCUCGUCAAGUACGCCCAGGGCGAGCGCUACCACUACCACACGGACUGGUUCACCAACGCGGCCGUCCACGCCUCGUCGGCCCUCGGGGGCAACCGCCAGUCGUCCUUUUUCGCCUACGUGGCCGCCGCCGACAAUAUCACGGGCGGCGGCACCAAUUUCCCCAUGCUCGAUGCGCCUUAUAACCAGAAAUGGUGCGACUUUAUCGACUGCGACGAGGCCUAUGAUAACGGCGUCACGUUCCGCCCCGUCGUGGGCAAUGCCGUGUUUUGGCAGAACUUGCACGAAGACGGUCGGGGCGAUCAGCGGAAUCUGCAUGCCGGACUGCCCGUCACCAGCGGCUGGAAAAUUGGCAUGAACAUUUGGACGCGGCAGGGACCUUUGAGCGAAGAAAUUAGAGGUGUUGACGUUUGA